Molecule: messenger RNA, 1578 nt
Organism: Taeniopygia guttata (zebra finch)
Lineage: Eukaryota; Metazoa; Chordata; Aves; Passeriformes; Estrildidae
Source: RefSeq, a predicted model, not a curated record
CGCCCGGCCCGGCCCGGCCCGGCCCGGCCCGGCCCCACCGGAGCCGCCCGCGGGGUCGGGCCCGGCCCCGCCAUGGCCGAGGAUUUCUGGGAGGCUCCGCGCCGCUGAGCCGGUGGCCAUGGACCGCAUGAAGAAGAUCAAGCGGCAGCUCUCCAUGACGCUGCGGGGCGGCCGCGCCCCCGACAAGGGCCUGGGGGACCCCCGCGACGGCAGCGACAGCGAGCCGGGGGGGGACGAGGCGCGGAUGGGGUCGGACGGGGAGAGCGACCCCCCCUCGGGGACAUCCUCGGAGGAGGUGGCGUCACCCGUGAGGCUGCGGCAGCACCCGCGGCACGGCGCCGGCGAGGACGUCACCAAGCGUUUGUCCCUCCCGGCCGACCCGCGCCUGCCCGAGGCUCCGCUGGGGCUGCCCGGGGCCCUGAGCCGCCGCCUGCGCCGCGUCUCCCUGUCGGAAAUCGGCUUCGGGAAACUGGAGACGUACGUGAAACUGGACAAACUGGGCGAGGGCACCUACGCCACGGUGUACAAGGGCCGCAGCAAACUGACCGAGAACCUGGUGGCACUGAAGGAAAUCCGCCUGGAGCACGAGGAGGGGGCGCCCUGCACGGCCAUCCGCGAGGUGUCACUCCUGCGGGACCUCAAACACGCCAACGUGGUGACGCUGCACGACAUCGUGCACACGCCGCAGUGCCUGACGCUGGUCUUCGAGUACCUGGACCGGGACCUCAAGCAGUACCUGGAUGAUUGUGGGAACGUCAUCAGCAUGCACAACGUCAGGCUGUUCCUGUUCCAGCUCCUGCGGGGUCUCGCCUUCUGCCACCGCCACAAAGUUCUGCACCGCGACCUCAAACCCCAAAACCUCCUCCUCAGCCGCCGGGGGGACCUCAAACUGGCGGAUUUCGGCCUGGCCCGGGCCAAGUCCAUCCCCACCAAGACGUUCUCCAGCGAGGUGGUGACGCUCUGGUACCGCCCGCCCGACAUCCUGCUGGGCUCCACCGAGUACAGCACCCAGAUCGACAUGUGGGGGGUCGGCUGCAUCUUCUCGGAGAUGGUGACGGGGCGGCCGCUGUUCCCCGGGGCCACCGUGGAGGAGCAGCUGCACUUCAUCUUCCGCCUGCUGGGGACCCCGACGGAGGAGACGUGGCCGGGCAUCGGUGCCAACGCCGAGUUCCGGGCGCAGCAGUACCCGCUGUACCCGCCCGAGGGGCUGCGGCAGCACGCGCCGCGGUUGGACCAAGAUGGCGCCGACCUCCUGGGGCAGCUGCUGCAGUUCGAGGGGCGGCGGCGGCUGCCGGCGGCGGAGGCCAUGGGACAUUCCUUCUUCGGCUGCCUGGGGGCGCGCGUCAGCGCCCUGCCCGACACCACGUCCAUCUUCGCCCUGAAGGAGAUUCAGCUGCAGAAGGAGCCGGGGCUGCGCUCGGGGGCCCUGCCCCCCACAGGUUCUUCCGCCUUCCGGGUGCUCGACACCGAGUUCUGACGUUGAGCAGGUGAGGCCCCCCAAAAUUUGGGAUCAGCUCCCAAAAUUUGGGAUCAGCUCCCCCAAAAUCCAGGAUCAGCCCCAAAAUUUGGGAUCAACUC